Molecule: messenger RNA, 1164 nt
Organism: Aspergillus puulaauensis
Lineage: Eukaryota; Fungi; Ascomycota; Eurotiomycetes; Eurotiales; Aspergillaceae
Product: alkene reductase
Exons: 3
Coding region: 1-1164 (387 amino acids)
Molecular function (GO): FMN binding; NADPH dehydrogenase activity
Source: RefSeq, a predicted model, not a curated record
AUGGGCUCCCUCUCCCCCCUCGAACCGCUCUUCCAGCCCCUCCGCCUGGGCGCCUUCUCGCUGCAGCACCGCGUCAUCCAAGCCCCCUGCACGCGCAUGCGCUCAACCAAAGAGUCCGACGGCGUCUGGGUUCCCAAUGACCUCAACGUGCAGUACUACGAGCAGCGCGCAUCCAAGGGCGGGCUGAUGCUGACUGAAGCGACUCCAAUCUCCCACUCAGCAGCAGGAUACCCCGGCGUGCCGGGCAUAUUCACCCCCUCCCAAAUCGCAGCCUGGAAGAAGGUCACCGACGCCGUGCACGCAAAAGGCGCUGUGAUCCUGUGCCAGCUGUGGCAUGUCGGACGGGCCACGACACCCGGGUGGCUAGGCGGGCGCCAGACCAUCUCGUCAAGCAACAUCCCUAUCUCAGGAAAUGCUCUCGACGGGUCCGCGUACGCUGAUGCCCCGCCGAGGCCGAUGACAGUCGACGAGAUCCAGCAGACCGUGGCGGAGUACGCGGCUGCGUCCAAGAGGGCCAUGCAGGCUGGGUUUGAUGGUGUUGAGAUCCACGGCGGAAACGGGUACCUCCUGGACCAAUUCCUCCACGACAACGUCAACACGCGCACCGACGCCUACGGCGGAAGUAUCGAGAACCGCACCCGGAUCGUGCUCGAGAUCAUCUCCGCCGUAACAGAGGCAAUCGGCGCCAACCGCGUCGGAAUCAGGCUCAGCCCGUACAAUUACUUCCAGGAUACGCGGGACUCGAACCCGCAGAAACACUGGGGGUAUCUGUGCGGUGCGAUUGCGGGUUUAGCGGAGUCGGCGCGCCCGGCGUAUGUGCAUAUGAUCGAGCCGCGGUUUGAUGAGGUUCUUGAUGAGAGCGCGAAGAUUGAGGCGCUGGAAAAGACGCAGGAGGUUGUUGUUCCGUCGUUGGAUUCGUUCCGGGGGGUGUUGAAGAAGGGGGGUGUGGGAUUCAUUGCGGCGGGGAAUUUCAAGGAGGGGAAUGCCGGGGAGAAGGUUGUUGGCGAUGGAGCUGAUGCUGUGGCGUUUGGGCGACUGUUUAUUGCGAAUCCGGAUCUGCCCAGGAGAUUGAAGGAGGGACUGCAGUUGAAUGAGUAUGACCGGGAUACGUUUUAUGGUGCCAGUCCCCCGCAGAAGGGCUAUACAGACUACCCGUUUGCUUGA